AUGAAUACUACUACUAUCCUACAAGAGAUUUUGAUUAAAAGAUCACAGCAGAAGAAGAGGACUUCUCCCUUAAACUACAAAGAGAGGCUUUUUGUGCUUACAAAGUCUAUGCUAACAUACUACGAAGGUCGAGCAGAGAAAAAGUACAGAAAAGGAUCUGUGGAUAUUUCAAGGAUUAAAUGUGUAGAAGUUGUAAAAAGUGAUGGUAUUAUUCCAUGUCAAAAUAAAUAUCCUUUUCAGGUUGUGUAUGAUGCUAACACACUUUAUAUUUUUGCACCGAGUGCACAAAGCCGGGAUCAGUGGGUGAGGAACCUGAAAGAAGAAAUAAAGAACAACAGCAAUAUAAUGGUAAAAUAUCAUCCUAAAUUCUGGACAGAGGGAAUUUAUCAAUGCUGUAGGCAGACAGAAAAAUUAGCACCUGGCUGUGAAAGAUACAGUCUUUUUGAAAACAAUGUAAUGAGAUUAUCCUCCUCGAUGCCAGAAAAAAGUGCGCGAAGGCCUCCUCCACCUGUUCCUCCAGUUGAAGAAAAUGGGAAUGAAGAGGAGGAGAUAGUGGUAGCAAUGUAUGACUUUGAACCUACAGAACACCAUGAUUUAAGACUAGAGAAAGGUGAAGAAUAUACAGUGAUUGAGAAGAACGACAUCCAUUGGUGGAGGGCAAGAGACAAAUAUGGAAAACAAGGAUAUAUUCCAAGCAACUAUGUAACAGGAAAGAAGUCCAACAACCUUGAUCAAUAUGAGUGGUACAGCCGAAACCUGAACAGAAGCAAGGCAGAGCAGCUCCUCAGAAAUGAGGAUAAAGAAGGUGGUUUUGUCGUGAGAGACUCCAGCCAGCCUGGCCUGUAUACUGUUUCCCUUUACACAAAAUUUGGAGGGGAAGGUUCAUCAGGAAUAAGACACUAUCAUAUAAAAGAAACAGUGACGUCGCCAAAACAGUACUACCUCGCAGAAAAACAUCUCUUUAACUCCAUUCCAGAAAUAAUUGAAUAUCACAGCCAUAAUGCAGCAGGUCUCGUUACCAGGCUGCGUUACCCGGUGACCCCAAAGAGGACGACAGCACCGACAACGGCAGGAUUCAGCUAUGAGAAAUGGGAGAUUAACCCCUCAGAACUGACAUUCAUGAGGGAGCUGGGGAGCGGUCUGUUCGGCGUGGUGCGCCUCGGGAAGUGGAGGGCACAGUACAAAGUGGCCAUCAAGGCAAUUCGGGAAGGUGCCAUGUAUGAAGAGGACUUCAUUGAAGAAGCUAAAGUAAUGAUGAGGCUAACACAUCCUAAACUAGUUCAGCUGUAUGGUGUGUGCACACAACAGAGGCCCAUUUACAUCGUGACAGAGUUCAUGGAGCAUGGCUGCCUUCUCAAUUACCUGAGACAAAAACGGGGAGUUUUGAGUAAAGACACUCUGCUUACUAUGUGCCAGGAUGUAUGUGAGGGAAUGGAGUACCUGGAGAGGAACAGCUUUAUCCACAGAGACCUGGCUGCCAGAAACUGCUUGGUGAGUGACUCAGGAGUGGUCAAAGUCUCGGAUUUUGGAAUGACGAGGUAUGUCCUUGAUGACCAAUACACAAGUUCUUCAGGGGCUAAAUUUCCUGUGAAAUGGUGCCCCCCAGAAGUCUUUAAUUACAGCCGAUUCAGCAGCAAGUCAGAUGUCUGGUCAUUUGGUGUUUUAAUGUGGGAAGUAUAUACAGAAGGAAAAAUGCCUUUUGAAAAAAGCUCCAACUAUGAAGUGGUAACAAUGGUUAGCCAAGGACAUCGCUUGUAUCGGCCCAAACUGGCCUGUAAGCAGAUGUAUGAAAUGAUGAUGAUGUGCUGGCAGGAGAAACCAGAGGAACGCCCGACUUUUGAAGAGUUGCUUCAUGCAAUCAUUGACAUUGCAGAGGGUGAAGAUGCUUUUUGAAAAAAGGCAACAGCAGCACAAGCAGAGAAAAUCAGGCACUUCCCAUAGAUAUGUGGCUUCUUAGUUUCUUUUUAAGAACUUGAUCCUGUAAGCUGUUGGGUGCUGCUAAAUAAACAAUGUGGGGGACAUGUAAUAUCUGAUGCACUCCAUAACAAGGAGAGUUUUCCAUGAUGGGAAAUGAGCACAGUAUCUUCAGCAAUACUAGUAAUCUCUAUAUUUUCUCUAAAAAGUCAGCAUUGCAUAGCUGCAAAGUUGAGCUCAUUAUGGAGGGAGAAAAUGUGGCCAGAGGCCAGGAACCUCGUUUGCAUUUAGUGGGCUGGGUUCAUGUACAUACAGUCCAUGUUUUUGGGUUUCUCUUUACAUGGGCAGUAGCAUUAGUAGUGAUUUGUAUGCUUAAAAAUGGAAGAUGUCGAUAAAUGGCUUUUUACUGACACCGAAAUAUUUCCAGAGAUACUUCAGAAACAUUGUUUUUCUUGGCUGAUGGGUGUUUAUCAAGAUGAAAUGCACCUCUUUCAUUUGCACAUGGUAUGUUCUUACCAGCUCAGUUUAGCAUAACACUCUGAAAGCUGUGCUUCAUGAGCCAUGAUAUGCCUGGAGUCAUUGUAAAGUUGGUUUACCAGAGACCUCUCAUGCUUAGUCUUCAUGUUACUAAUGAAAAAUAAGUCCAAGAGUCAGCACAACUGGCUGUCAGUGAACCAUAGUACCAUGUUUUGGAUUAAUUAUAAAAUUAUUUAUAUGCUGUAUGUACUGUAAAUAUAUAAAUUGAAUGCAUUUAUUUAUAUAAAGUGGGGGGGGUUUGUCUUGAAAUGUUCAAGCACAAAUUUGUCCUUUCUUCACUUAAACACACAAUUCUCUGCAGGGGGUUGUAAAUGAAAGAAAUUCUCGAAUGUGUUUAAGAAGGGCUCUUGUUUCUUGCCUGUACAUACAGUGAUCUAACCUUUCUGUUCAUAACAGACGAGAUAUCAUACUCCGUGUGUGUAAAUAAACUGAAUCUUAACUAUUGUUUGGAA
Molecule: messenger RNA, 2903 nt
Organism: Passer montanus (Eurasian tree sparrow)
Lineage: Eukaryota; Metazoa; Chordata; Aves; Passeriformes; Passeridae
Gene: TEC
Product: tec protein tyrosine kinase
Exons: 17
Coding region: 1-1893 (630 amino acids)
Biological process (GO): integrin-mediated signaling pathway; intracellular signal transduction; peptidyl-tyrosine autophosphorylation
Molecular function (GO): non-membrane spanning protein tyrosine kinase activity; protein binding; ATP binding
Source: RefSeq, a predicted model, not a curated record